AUGGGCCUGGUCGAUUACUCUUCAGGCUCAGACUCAGACUCGGCCUCGUCCACACCCGCAAAGAGGCGCAGGACAAGUGCCUCUUCCUCCUCGGCAGUCACCGCCAGAACCAAGCCUCCCCCACCACCACCACCACUGCCGGCCGCCUUCCACGACCUCUACGCCUCGACUGUGCGCGUCAGCACCGUCGACGACCCCUCCUUGCACCAGGGCCGCAAGCGUGUAAACCCCCACAAGGUCGGCAACUGGCCAUCCCAUCUCUACAUCGACGUCCGGCCCACAGACUCGGACCGUGCCCUGCUCGAUGGCCUCGUAGCCCGCAUCACCAGGCGGCUUGCCACAGCCGCCGCCGCCUCCGACAGCAACACCGCCAGCACGGGCGCAGUACCCGUCUACUCCUUUCUCAGCUCAGACCUGGGCGCCCCCCAGCCACUCCACAUCAGCCUCUCCCGCCCCCUCGCGCUGCAGACCGCGCAGAAGGACGCCUUCCUCGACGGCGCCCGCGAAGCCGUCGCCCGCAGCGGCAUAGCCGGGCCCUUCCGGCUUCACGUGCUCGGCGUGUACUGGCACCGCACGCGCGAGAGCGAGCGGUCGUUUCUCGUCCUCAAGGUCGCCAGCGCCACCACGCGCCCGCGCCCGGCACAGUCCCCGGAGGACAAAGUACUACCCAAGGGGGACGACGACGACGACGACGCAGCAGGGCAAGAUCAGACACCAGCUGCUUGGGGGCCAACGACUACAAACCCAGAGCUCCAAGCCCUCCUGGGCCAAUUCAACGCCCUGGCUGCGGAGUUUGGCCAGCCGGCUCUCUACGCAACGAACCCCGCAGGUAGAGGAGGAGGAGGAGAAGGAAGGGGAGGGCCACCAUCAACAACGCCAGCCAGCAAGGCGGCAGUUCGUGACGCCUUCCACGUCUCCAUAGCAUGGUCGCCCGCCAUCCCGACGCCUCGGAUCAGAGCUGUCACCGCGGAGGAGGCCGCAGCUGGUCUACUGCCUCCGCUCGACGACAGCAACAAGGCAGCAACAGCAGCAGCAGCAGCCGAGGGUGAUCCCCAAAACAACCACCACCACCACACGUCCUCUCUCCCACCACCUUUGAGUUCAGCCGCAGGAUCUCAGGGCAGUCACGCAGCGAGGCUCAGGCGAAUGACCUUUGACAUUGACGCCAUCAAGCUCAAGGUUGGAAAUGUCAUUACCAGCAUACCGCUGUAA
Microdochium trichocladiopsis is the source of this 1212-nucleotide messenger RNA. Its product is annotated as U6 snRNA phosphodiesterase Usb1. Gene Ontology annotation, cellular component: nucleus. The coding region runs from base 1 to 1212 and encodes 403 amino acids. NCBI's taxonomy places the organism in Eukaryota, Fungi, Ascomycota, Sordariomycetes, Xylariales, Microdochiaceae. Gene Ontology annotation, biological process: U6 snRNA 3'-end processing. The transcript has a single exon. Gene Ontology annotation, molecular function: 3'-5'-RNA exonuclease activity. The record is from RefSeq and is a predicted model, not a curated record.